AUGAACAAGAGUCCGCUGGCCCGGAAAUGCUUGAGCCAGGCUACCAGGAAUGCGCUGUAUCUGGAUUGCCUUAACAGAAAAUUCGACAAGGUGCUGAAGACGGUGCGAUCUAUCCCACCGAAGGACAUGGACUACGCUUUUCUGCAGACAUAUCUGGCUAGAAGCUGCCAUUGGGGUCAUAUGGCGUCUGUUUCUUAUAUAUGGUAUCGGUACGUGCUACGAUCGAACGUGCUGAUCAUAAAGGCAUCGUUGCUAUGUGAUAUUGGCAAUCUGUCUCUGAACGAAGGAAACCAUUUCAUACCAGCGCAGUUGCACGAAUAUUUCUCGAGGAUCUACGGGAAAAGUUUGCCCAUAGAGGAGCGCCAGUCGCUGGAUUACGAACUGUCGCGCAUAAAAGUUGAAAGCUUCGCAAAGGGCACCAUUAAUAAGACGAAUUUCCGUGAGAAAUGGAAAGUAUUUCUGGAGGAUAUAGAUCAUCGGUUCCCUUCAAAUAUGACAUUCAGAGCGAGAGAUUUCCCGAACCUAGGGAGAAGUCUGCGACACGAGGAAAACGACCUGUUGAUGGUUCUUCUAUUCGGUCAGAACAAAAUUGCAAUCCAUAACGCCAGCACUGGGCCCUUGCUCCUUAACUUGAUUUUAAUGUACUCGCCACAGAACGCAUCCUUUAAGAUCAGCUUAUUUGAGAAGUUUUAUAAUGCACACCGGCUGCUAAAUUACGAUGACACAGUGACCAUUCUCCUCCAAUUGUGCAAAGGCGAUCCUUAUAAUCUAGAGAAGAUCAAAAAGUUUGCUGCAGAUAACCUAGUGCCUUCGCUCUCGUCAAUGGCAUCCAAGACUCCUACAAAUGAGAUAACUGCAGAUACAUCUAAAGAUUUUGUAAAGUCACGAUAA
This is a messenger RNA of Torulaspora globosa, 891 nucleotides long. It is a transcript of the gene PET122, whose product is annotated as Pet122p. Gene Ontology annotation, cellular component: mitochondrial inner membrane. The coding region runs from base 1 to 891 and encodes 296 amino acids. The record is from RefSeq and is a predicted model, not a curated record. Gene Ontology annotation, molecular function: translation initiation factor activity. Gene Ontology annotation, biological process: positive regulation of mitochondrial translation. The transcript has a single exon. NCBI's taxonomy places the organism in Eukaryota, Fungi, Ascomycota, Saccharomycetes, Saccharomycetales, Saccharomycetaceae.